AUGCGGGAUGACUUGCCGCCUGCUAGUGAGGUGGCGAAACAGGUAAAGGAUUACUGAUGCGCUCAUGGCGCGUAUACGGAUGUUCAUGAUAUGUGUACGUGUAGCGUGCAUGCUGCUUCUUCUCUUUGUUUGUGCAUACAGGCCUUCAGCUCUCUGCCAGCUCCGCUGGACACAUCAGCUUCGACUCUUCUCUACGCAUGGGGCCAGUUCAUUAUUUCACACAUUUCCCAGUCAAGAAAGGCACACGACGAACAAAUCGGUUUGGCCUUCCCUACCCGUCACUCUCCCUCAUAUGCCGCCAACUGCUCUUCUUUUUCAGGUACCUCUUUCUUCCGCAGUGCCUAUACGGUCAUUGAGGGCAUCAGACAUCCGAUAAAUCGCAAGAGUGUGUUUAUAGAUGGGUCAUCUCUCUAUGGAGAAAAUGAGAAACAGAGAAGGACGGUGAGAGAGGGAAAGGGAGGUAGGGUAAGAUUGGAUAGCAGCGGCUUGCCUGAGGGAGAGGGGAAGGAGAAGGAUGAAUGUCGGCAUUUUGCCUUUGCGGAUCCUUUGUUGAAUCUUCAUCCGCUGCUAAGCGUCUUUGCUAUUGGUGAGUACACACACGUAGUACACGUUGAUAUGCAUACCCGUACAUACUGAAAAAAGAAAUACAAGAGUGAGCUCUGUUUUGUCCUUCAUUCGCUUUUGCGUAACGCACAUGCGAAUCAAUGUAUGCGUGCAUAUCUAUUUGUGUCUUUACCUAUAUCCAGUUCUCCUUCGCGAGCACAAUCGCUAUGCAGCCGUACUGGCUUUGCGUCAUCCUCAGUGGUCGGAUGAUGACAUCUUUUACGAAGCGAAAGCAUGGAUUGUGGCACUCAUGCAGAAGAUUACACUCGAACAGGUGGCGAGAAAAGUGUUUCGACCUACACUGUACCUGUCUCUACGCAUGUUGCUGUUUCAUAAUUAUGCAUGCUCUGGGGCAAAUGUGCAUAUGGAUGUAUACAUGAAUGUACACUAUGUAUCCUUAUGUGUGUCGUUUCAGUAUUUGCCGGUCCUCCUUGGACAUCCGUUGCCUCCCUAUCGAGGCCAUGACCCAGCCAUCGAUCCUUCAAUUGACGUCUUCGUAGCAUCCACUGUAUUUAGGUAUAUACACGCAUGUACGGCAAGACGGAUGUACAUAUAUAUAUGGUCGACAGCUCGUCUUGGUUUUCAGGUAUGGCCCUUUCAUUAUUCCUCCUCUUAUUCACCUUUACGACCCAAUUACCCUCAAGCCACACCCACUCGGUAUGCACCAUUUUGCAUCUUAGCUAUACAUAUACAUACGCUACAUGCACAUACACACACAUAUGGUACCAGAUAUAUACAAACAUGUCCACAUGUAGGCCCCAUCCCCCUCUCCUCCACCAUCUGCCACCCCUAUACUCUGCGAUCAAUCAACGUCGAGCCCUUCAUAUUUGGAGCACUCCUACAGGCGGCAGCACUCAUGCGAGGAAGAAUGAAUACAGGUGGCGUGAUUGUCAAGGCAGAUAAACACUCUAUCCGAUGCAUGCAUGCGAACACGUAAUGUGUAUGCCUCUAAUGAUGCGUGGAAUGUUUUUUGUACCUCCAUGCAGAUAUCCGUCACACGCCUCCCCCUUCCUCCUGCAACGACACCUCUAACUGUGCAUUCGACCUCGCAGCAGUCGAUGUGCUGAGGGGAAGAGACUGGGGCGUAGGUAAGUCUGUUGUCGUAGAUGGUCAGAUUGUCCCUUCCCUACAUACGUAUCUCACUCAUCGCGCAAAAGAAUACGUAAAUCCUUUGUGCUUUCGAUGGAUUUCCACCUCUGUGUCUAUUUCAUCGUCAGGCUUCUAUAAUGAUGUGCGGCAGAGCUAUGAAUUAUCGAGAGUGGAGAGUUUUAGGGAAUUUGGUGAGAUGGGUGACGUGUUGGAAGAGGUGUAUGGUGAUGUUGACAGGAUAGAGGCUUAUGUGGGAGCGAAUUUAGGUGAAAGGGGGGUGUGGGAGAUAUUGACAGAUCUUGUUAAUUAGUGAAAAUAUGCGUCUGUAGUAGCAAAUAUGUGCUUGAGUAUUAUCCAUGCCUUUCCUUUUUUGGCUCCAUGCAGAAAUGCUGCGUCAUUCUCCCUCUGUCGAAAGUCAUGGCGUCCUUCCGCCUCUUGACAAAGCAGCUACACAUGACACUUUUCAGAAAAUAAGACAUGCAGAUCCAAGGUGAGAGGCAUAGAGAAGGCCAUGAAUCUUGAUACUUGUCCAACCAUGUAUUGUGCGUCAGAUGGUUUGAGAAUUAUCUGUCUUAUUUCGACAGCUUCCGUACGAACAUCGCUUCCUCUCCCCCUCCUCCUCCCUCCUUUCCAUUCAAAGAUGUCGAACUCGCUAAGCAGCUCGUUUCAGUAUCUCUUGCAGACGUCUUGAUGUGGAAUACGCGCCUCUGUCGUUAUAUCCCGAGUAACCCAUUCCGCUUCUCCCCUGAAGAGGUCUUCUCCAACAUUUAUGUUUCAUCCCCUCUUUCUCCCUUCUUCGCCCCGUCGCCCUUAUAUGCGCAAUGUGACGAUACUUACCAUAAAGUAAAGGGAGGGAAAGAAGAAAAUGACGAUCCUUCCGUACGUACAAUGCAACUAUGUGAGGGCGAUCUGUUGAUUCGGUGGAAAGUUACUGAUAUGACUGAUGAGAUUGACUUUGAACUGAGAGGGCGCACGACAGGUGAGUCGGCACACAUAUACAUAUACACAUGGAUUUCUUCUCCUUCAUAUGUACAUGUGUCUAUCCAUCCACCAGGUUGGGUAGGUAUCGGCUUCUCGUCAAACGGCCGUAUGCACGACUCAACACUCCUCAUCGCCCACAAUCUCCACAACCAAACCAGUAUACCAAUCGUCCAAGCCUAUCGAGCAGGAAGCGACCGUCUACCUCGCUUAGAUGACGAGCGGUCGAAGGCAAUACGUGUGAUGGAAGGGAGAGAGGAAGAAGGAUGGACUACUGUGAGGUUUGCCGUAAGAUUGGGCGAUAUAGGCAUCGACAUUAGCGGAGAGGAAAGAAAGACCACGUGGUUCUUGGGUGCUGUUGGGCCGGAUGGGAAGAAGGGUCUGUGUGAGGGAGAGGUGAGUGAGACGGGAUGGAUGGAAGGAAAGACGUACAAAGGAAUGUAUAUAUACGCAGAGAGGGGGAUAUUGGUGCUUACAUUGCAUGCACUGUAUUUAGCUGUAAAUCAUCUUUCGAGCUCUCUCUCUCUAUAUAUGUGUGGGUGCCUGCAGGAUGCCUACCACCAAGGCAAACGGCAAUCAGUCCAAGUGGACUUUAUACGAGGAAGGGGCACUAUCACUGCUAACGACUAUCGACCUGUGAUGUGGGUUCACGGGGCGAUCAUGUGGGUGGCGGCAACUUUCCUUCUGCCGUUAGCCGUGUGUAUAUCGAGAUAUUUCAAGCAUACGAAGUGGUAGGAGGGAUAUUUACGGAGUGAGGGACCUUUACACAUAUAUAUCACAAAAAGAUACGUACAGACAAUGGACGACAUAUGUAUACAUUGAUUGUUUUCUCUCAUAUAUACAUUCAUGUGCAUCUCUUUUCUCAGGUGGUUGUCAGCCCACGAACGUAUCGGAAUUACCCUAGCAGGCAACAUGGUUGGCCUAGUAUUUACCGCCAUCGCCGAAAAGAACGCACGAAUUGCUACCGUUCAUGGGGUGGUCGGUCUUGGAUUGGCUGCUAUGGUGCUUUUCCUGCUGGUCUCGGGCUUCAUUAACCGGAAGUGGCAGGCCUUGGUAGGUUGGUCGACGGACAACACGAGAGAUGUAUACGUGUAUACGUACGUCCAUGUGUAUGCAUACAGAUGCACAUGCAUAUAUAUAUAUAUGUCUAUACAUACGCAUAUAUACAGAUGUACGUGAACACAGGCGGAUGGACAUAUACAUAGAACCAUCACUGUCCUCACAGGCCUCCAAAAGGAUCGUCAGCCGUCAGACAUUCAGACUCUUCCGUUGUCUUCACGCAUUCAUGGGCAAAGCUCUCUUAUUCGGUGCUUUCGGGAGCUCCAUCCGAGGUAUGUGCUCUACUUUUUCUACAUACACCUUAGUGCGUAUUCGUUUGUCACCUCUGAGUUAAUCCUUGUUUUUUGACAUGUAGGCUGCAUGCUUCUCUUUCCCACGACUCCGUGGGUCUGGCAGGCUCAACUGGCCCUAUGUGUAGUAAUUUGCGUCGUCAUAUGUCCGUUAGAAGUGAGACGGCGUUAUCCGAGGAUGUUUUGUAGUAUCUGUCAUGCGCUGCCGCGGGGAAUGCAGGUAUGUAAGAAGGGAGGUGGGAGCUUUCCUAUAUCUGACUAUACACUAUGCAGAUACGUGCGCGCAUGUGUAUAUCUAUGUUGCAGAUGGGCAUUCUCACUCCCUUGGACCUCAGCUAUGUGUCCUCUCUUUCCCACAACACUGACCCAGGCCCUAAAUCUUCAUACCUCAAGCAGUGUUUUAAGUGGCUCUGCUUCGGUAUAUAUGCAUAUUAUCGCAUGAAAAGAACACCGAUUUAUCUUUGGUUCCGAUUCAUCUUUGGCUCAUCUCUCCUCUCCUUUGUCACAACAGAUAGGAAGGGCCCUCGUUCGAUCCGUGCAGCAGAACGGCUGUUCACGUAUGAUGAAGUGUGUGAUGCGGUAGAGAAAGGGGGUCAGUGGGUGGCUGUCAUAGAUGGUGUGUAUGAUGUGAAGGGAUUCUUGGGAGCACAUCCGGGUAAGAUAAUGAAGGGGGCAAGGAUUUGAUAUUGCAACUAUUUGUAAAUGGAUGGAUGAGCUGUGCUUGGUAUGUGUGCGUUCGGUACGUGUGUGCUGUGACAGGUGGGAGUGCUUUAAUCGAAAGGCAUAUUGGCUGUGAUAUCACGUUUCUGUUUCUGGGGUAUGCGUAUGUACGUAUGUAUGUAUGUACGAAUCUAUGUAAAGCAAUACCUCAUGAAAUACCCGUAUUGUAUUGCGGCAGCCUGGAGGAGUCCAGGAGGAAUUUUUUGCCACAGAGACGUACAUCGACUAUGACCGCUACAUCAUGGACCUUCCUAAGGAGACGGUCAUUGCGUAAGCUAAUAUUUACAUGCUUCUAAUGUCCUCAUCUUAUUGCAUACAUGUUUAUUGCAUCUGUCUGCACACAUACUUAGUUAGACCUCCCCAGCCUGACACAGUUGCACCUCCGAAGUCCAAUAUAGCACCGUCAUCUUUACGGUCGUCUUCUCCAUUACCCAUCAGCAAUCAACUUGGUACGCCAUCGCACAUAAUGGAGGACAUCAAGAUGCCCUUUCAUAAUGUCAAGUUGGUUUUUGCAGAUACACUGGACCCGACAAGAACUGGGAGGACACACAGUGUGUUUGCUGCCUACACGCUGAAAGGAUACAGGUAUGUAGAGUCGUAUGGAUGUUAUGUAGGCAUAUGCAUAUAUACAACUGCAAGGACAGAUAUGUAUGUAUCUCUCUGUGACUGUCUGUGUAUAGAGUUGGCACCUUGAUCACUUCCAGUAGCCCAUACGAUGAACGCAACGAGCUAGACCUCUCUUUUACACCGCCUCCCUCCUACUACGCACAACGCACUUUCUGUCUCAAUGUCAAACAGAGAGAUGCUCUCACUGUCUUGACAAAUAACAGACUCUCUUCAAUCCGCUCGUCAUCCGAUCGACUUCCGAAGAAGGCCGAUACGAUAUUGUUUCCAGAGACAAAUGAGGAUAAGGCAGAGGGCAAGGCAGACAAGAGAGUCAUUGCGGGGUAAGCUGGUGAGAAAGAGGCAUCUAUUCAUGUAUACAUAAGUCUCACUAUACAUGAAUACCUUCGUGGGUCACUGAUAUUAUUCUCCUCUACUUUUCUUCUGUUUCCUUUGCCUUUUACAGGUUAUACCAGGAGAUGCACGUGGUAGAGAACGUCAUGCUGAGUCGAUGUGCGAAGCGAGACAAGGGCCUUCUACCCGUCCACCGCCUGACGCUCGAAAGCUUAGUGCCUCUUGCCGUGCACUCAUAUCGACCAGGUGAGAAAACACAUACAACAUACAAACAUGUCCUUCGUAUGUAUGUAUAUAUGCUAUUCCUUCACCUUUCAGGCAUGCACGUGGAGGUUCUAGAAGAUAUCGAUGGUCGUCGCUUAAAACGUUCCUAUAGCGUUGCGUCCUCUCCCACCCCCCAUCGCUUAAGCCUCCUCUUCAAAGUCUACCCUACCGCAGGACGGGGCAUGUCCCAGACACUAUCCAACGUGCGUCCAGGUGAUACCAUUCGUGUGAGAGGCUUCAAAGGACCGGAUCUUCUUGAGGGCGCGCCCCUUCUGCCCUCUACCAUCGAGAACAAGACCAUGUGGCACGAGUUUUGGCCGUAUUGUGGUGUGAUAGUCGGAGGGACUGGUAUUGUUGCUUUGCUGAACUUCAUAAGGCAUCAGGAGCAUGCGCUGAAGGCUCUUAGAGACAACCCAGCGAUUGAUACAUCUGGGACGGAAAUGGGGUUGAUUUUCGCGGCCAAGGAUAUGGAUGAGGCAAAGGUAGGUAUGACAUAAGUGUACAUAUAUGCACAUAUAUUCCAAUCAAUAUGUUACGUCGCUUACAUUCGCUUACGUGUACGUCUGCGUACUUGCAUAUAUGAUUGCGUUCAGGCGCUUGGCUGGGAUGAGGUUUGUGAGCUGAAGAGGGGGCUGGCCAUGAAGAAAAACGGCGUAUCGCAUUACAUGCAUGGGCGACUGAUGCUGUCUCGGGUCGGCUAUGAACUAUCCGGUGAUUCCCCAGACGUCCCGGAAGGAGACAAUGAUGUUCGAGUGGGCAUCAUAGAUUCUUUCACGCUCAAGGAGGGCAUCCCCUUCCUCCAUGCAUUGGCUGAGAUAGCGAAGCAAAGUAAGCCAGAGAUCCACGGAAGUGUCGAAGUGACGGCGAGAGAAGCAUCUUCGGAUACCAUGCAUUUCUCGACUCCAGGAAAUCGGUUGUCGACCGAUGGGGAGCAAGAUAUACGGACGCUUCCGAACAUAGAUACGUCCAUGAAUUUAGAGGACUCCAUGCCAUCGAGCAACAUGCCUUUCAAGUCCAACCACUUGGACAAAUCCAUCCAUACAACGAGUGAGAGAUGGCAGUCUGGGAAGCCGACGCUCAGAACGUCCCGUAUUUUUAUCUGUGGGCCGCAGUCGUUCAGAGAUGGAAUGUGGUUGGUUCUUGA
Molecule: messenger RNA, 7104 nt
Organism: Vitrella brassicaformis
Lineage: Eukaryota; Vitrellaceae
Source: the annotation of a GenBank genome assembly